Messenger RNA from Lathyrus oleraceus (garden pea), 1481 nucleotides. Its product is annotated as arginase 2, chloroplastic/mitochondrial. Gene Ontology annotation, molecular function: agmatinase activity; metal ion binding. The transcript has 8 exons. Bases 96 to 1220 code for a protein of 374 amino acids. NCBI's taxonomy places the organism in Eukaryota, Viridiplantae, Streptophyta, Magnoliopsida, Fabales, Fabaceae. The record is from RefSeq and is a predicted model, not a curated record.
AUUCCAUUUGCUUAGCAUAGCGAGUGUCAUAAAUUGUCAUUGAAGUUAUAGCCAUUUUUCUGUUCUAUCCUACCGAGAGAGUAGAGAAAUCGAAAAUGAUGUCAAUUGUAAAACGCAGAGGCUUCAAGCAGACACUAGACAGAGCAACUCAUUUGAUAAAUCGUUCACCUUUACUUCUUCAGGGAAAAGAAAAUUGUAAAAUGAUCUCAAGCACAACAGGAUUAGGCUCAAAUUUCUUCCAAGUUCAUGAAGCAGUAACUAAAUUGACAAAAGAUGGUCAAGAAAGUGUGCUAAAUGCAUCACUUACAUAUCUUAACGAAAAAGCAAAGCUUAAGGCAAAAAUCGCGAGGGGUCUUUUGGGUGGUGCUAUAGCAACUCCAACUCUUCUUGGAGUGCCUUUGGGACAUAAUGCAUCAUAUCAUGAAGGCGUCCUAUUUGCUCCUCCUCGCAUUAGGAAGGCAAUUUGGGAUGGAAGCAAAUACUCAACAACGGAAGAAGGAAAGAAUUUAAUUGACCCACGUGUGUUCGCUGAUGUGGGUGAUGUCCCAAUCCAAGACAUGCAAAAUUUAGGAGUCAAUGAAGCGAGAUUAAUGGAUUUCAUUAGUGACUCUGUCAAGAUAGUGAUGGAUCAUACUCCAUUACGUCCCUUAAUUUUGGGAGGUGAUCACUCAGUAUCAUAUCCAGUUGUUAGAGCUAUCUCUGAGAAACUUGGAGGACCAAUUGAUAUUCUUCAUUUCGAUGCACAUCCUGAUCUCUAUGAAAACUUUGAAGAUAAUUAUUAUUCACAUGCUUCACAAUUUGCUCAAAUCGUGGAGGGUAAACAUGUCAAUCGACUAGUGCAGGUCGGUAUACGAUCAAUAACAGCUCAAGCAAGACAACACGGCGAAAAAUAUGGAAUAGAGAUACAUGAAAUGAGAAAUUUUGCAAAAGAACGUGAUUAUUUAGAGAAUUUGGCACUUGGUACAAGUGAAGGUGUGAAAGGUGUAUAUGUAUCAAUAAAUGUGAAUUCUCUUGAUCCAGCCUAUGCUCAUGGAGUGUCUCACAUUGAAUCUGGAGGUCUUUCCUUAAGAGAUGUUCUAAACAUUCUUCACAAUCUCAAAGGUAAUAUUGUUGGUGGAGGUGUUGUUGAGUACAAUCCACAACGUGAUGCUACCAAUAACAUGAGUGCACUUGUCACUGCUAAGUUGGUCAAAGAAUUGGCUGCAAAGAUAUCCAAAUGAUGAAACAAGUGCUUCAUUUAUUUUUUUAGUAAAUUUUAUUUGAAACAUUAAUAAAAGAGUUAGUGUGUACAUGUGCUUUGGGCUUUACCUAUAGUCUUAGUCAAUGCACAUUGGUGUGUACCUUUGUUUUUAAUUUGCUUGUUUUGAGUUUAUGGUUAAAUAAAGACAAUGUUUGUCAAUGUUUUGUGUUAAUUAAUGAAUGACAACAGGCUUUACAGUUCAGACAAAAACCACAAGAUAUAAAUUGUUUUUUCAUAGUUG